GCAAAAUGAAUACCUGUUGCAAAUUUCUGAAGCCGCCACUGUCGCCUCAAGGCACCGAUCCGCGAGCCCUUAGUAUGCGAUGACGUCAGGAGGAGGAGGAGGCGAGCAUGGCUGCACGGAGCAGGGCCACCUGCCGGCGACCGACCGCCGUGGCCGCGACGAGGACGCCCCUCCCCAUUCCGCGCCGCCAUUCCCCUUCCCCGAAGCAGCGCUCGAGACGAAGAAGAAGCAGAAGCUGGUGCAGCAGCCCUCGCUGGAGAUCCCCGACAGUGCGCUCGUCGAGAUCCUGUCGCGGGUGCCCUACAGGUCGCUCUGCCGCUUCAAGUGCGUGUCCAAGCCAUGGCUCGCCCUCUGUUCCGACCCGGACAUCCGCAGGAGGUGCCCGCAGACCCUGUCCGGCUUCUUCUACAACCGGAGCGGCUGCGGCCUCAGCUUCCGCAAUCUGUCCGGGAGAGGCCCCCCUCUGGUCGACCCUUCGCUCCCGUUCCUACGAGGGCGCUACGGGCGCGUCGAGAUCCAGCAGUGCUGCGGCGGCCUCCUCCUCUGCAGAUACUGGGACUCGUACAAAGGGCGGAACAAGAAGAAAUUCGGGUACGCUGUGUGCAAUCCUGCCACCGGGGAAUGGACUGUGCUGACCCUCAUUGUUUUGCCGGACCCGGUGGACGGCGUUCCUGUGAUCUACAAUGUGAACGAUCUCUUCCUGGGGUUCGACGCCGCCGUUCCGUCCCGCUUCGUGGUGUUUGCGCCCCUGAGCAAUUCUUUCGGCGAGUUCGCGCAGGUGGCCAUCUUCUCAUCGGAGACUAGGCGGUGGGCUUCCGUGGAGAGCGAGUGGCCUUACAAAACCGUUCUUCUUGGUGGUACGGCUUGUGCCUACCUGAAUGGCACAAUGCAUCUGACUACCCAUAGUGGUACAAUAGUCAGUGUCGACGCGGAGGGGGAGACUUGGAGGGAAAUUGAGGAUGGCAUGGAGGAGUACCGUGAGGUUGUUUCUAUUGGGCAUUCUCAGGGCAGCUUGCAUGCUUGGCUGAUAGAUAAUGAUAAGGAUCCCGAACUCUGUGUUUGGGUUCUUGAAGAUUAUGGUAGUGGAAAGUGGACCCUGAAGCACACUGUUGAGAUAUCGGAACUUUUCGGGAGGCAGCCGGACAAAGACGAAGCGUGUUAUAGCAUGCUUGCAAUCCAUCCAGAUUGUAAUUUGGUUUUCCUCACCGACAACAAGAAGAUGACAGUGUCGUAUGAUAUGGAUACUCGGAAAGUUGAUGUUAUCUGCACUUCUGGAGAAUUACUGGUUGGUGCACCUUAUGUUCCUUGUUUUGUGGAAAUGUCGGCAGGUGGUCACUGAGAGUCGCUGCUGCUUUCAUGUACUUGAAGUGGAAGUACUUCACAAAUACCAGUUGUUGGGUAUGAGCCUAAGUGUCUUGUUUUGUGGACUGGCUUGGAAAUGUCUCAGGCUCUUAGCUCCUAUGUCUACUUCAGUUUGUUCUUCCUAUCUGUCUGUGUUCAGAACUUCAGAUGUGUGCCAUUUGUGGCUUUGAACAUCACUGGUUAGCCAUACAGAAUUUCUGUGGAACCGUCUGAUGGGUCAUUAUCGAGGUCACUUUGUUAGCUCCUCACGUGGGCUAAAUUUGACAUCUUA
Molecule: messenger RNA, 1633 nt
Organism: Triticum urartu
Lineage: Eukaryota; Viridiplantae; Streptophyta; Magnoliopsida; Poales; Poaceae
Product: F-box protein At5g49610
Molecular function (GO): protein binding
Source: RefSeq, a predicted model, not a curated record